ACCCGCAACGGUACCCGCCGCCACCAAACUCGCGACCGCCCUUCUCACCACAUCAGGGCUACGAACGCGGUGGAUCCCCGCAGCCACCGAGCCACCCGUCAGGUGCGCCAAGCCCAGGAGCCGCGCCCGCAGCCGGGCCGCUCUCGCCCUCGCACGACACACAGCACCCGCCACAUUUGCCGCCCGCCUCGCAGCCGCACCAGGGCUACCCGCCGCCACCGAGACCCCCGCAGCCGUCCACGCCUAAUGCACAUGAUCCUGACUCUGAUCUGACAGGUCAGAACAGCAAUGACUCCGGCGGCAGCGGUAGCGGCGGCGCAGGUCGCGCGACCACGCCGCACCUGAGACCUACGCCCAGCCCCACAGGCUCCAGUGGCUCGCGCUCCAUGUCACCGGCUGUCGGAACUCAAAACGUACCGAUGCCCCCGCGGCCGUCGUCAUCGCUGUCGGACGGCGGCGGGCCGGCGGCGCGCGGUGCAGGCCCAGCGGGCGCAGCGCCCGGCGCCAUGGUGGCUCAACCCUACCAUCAUGCUUACAAGCCGGCGCACUACCCGCCGCAGCCCUACGGCUAUCCGCCGCGCAACCACCACCCCUAUCCCUACGCCGGCUACCGGCCCGCACCACCGCCGCAUCCUCCGCACCCGCCGCAACACUAUCCGCCCCUAAAGGGAGCGCGACAUAUGGGUCCCCCCGGCGAGGCGAUGCCGCCCCCGGUGGCACCAGGCGAGCACGACAACGGGCCCGCCGCACCCGCUACCGCUCUCGUCACCACCGGCCCCGACGGCGCGCCGCUCGACGAGGGCAGCCAGCAGAGCACGCUCAGCAACGCUUCCGCUGGUACUUCGUCGGGCGAGGAGCAGUGCGGGUCGAAGGGGCGCAAAGAGGUGGGCGCGGGAGGCGCGGGCAGCGCGGCGCCCUCGCCCUCGCCCGGCGGCGGCUCGCACUCUUCCAUGCACGACGACUACGACGCGCCCGCCACCUGGCGCCCGCCUUCUAGUCCCGUGUUUAACAGUCACAUACCGCCGGAGUCCUACAGAUCAAAGGUUUAUAUCAAGUCAGAUAGUUGGCAUAAGUCGGACUCGCUGGGCAAGCUGUAUGAGAUGGAUGACGCGCCGGAGCGCCGCGGUUGGGUCGAGCGGCUUCUGGCCUUCAUGGAGGAGCGGCGCACGCCCAUCGCCGCCUGCCCCACCAUAUCCAAGCAGCCGCUGGACCUCUACCGGCUCUACCUGCUGGUGCGCGACCGCGGAGGAUUCGUUGAGGUCACAAAGAACAAAACGUGGAAGGAUAUAGCCGGUCUGUUAGGCAUUGGUGCCUCGUCGUCAGCGGCCUACACGCUGCGGAAGCACUACACAAAGAACCUGCUCGCAUAUGAAUGUCACUUCGACCGCGGCGGAAUCGAUCCCCAGCCUAUUAUCAACCAAGUGGAGGCUUCGACUAAGAAGAAGGGAGGCAAAUCUAAUAAUACAGCUAGUGCUGCAGGGUCAUCGAACUCGCAAGAUUCUUUCCCGUCAGCUGGCGGUGGCGCGCCCGCGGCACCCGGCAUGGACGGCUACGGCGCUCAGUAUGCAGGCUACCCGCCACCCAGCACGCAGCCGCAGGGCGGCGGGCCGGGCGGCGACAACCUCGCCGCCUCCAACCCCUUCGACGAGCCGCCGGGGCCGCGCAGACCCCCAGGUUACCAACAAGGAUACGGGUACGAAUAUGGAUCUCCGUACCCAUCUAAUAGGCCUGUUUAUCCUCCUUAUGGUCCCGAAGGUGAUAGAGCGUAUGGCAGCGGGGAGUACCGGUACGGGGGGUACGCGGGCGGGUACCGCGCGGGCGCACCGCCCCCGGCAGGCACGCCGCCCCCCGCCCAGCCUUACCCCGACUACUACCGCGCCCAGCCCGCCCCGCAUCCGCACCCCCAGCACCCUCAACACCCCCAGCAUCCACAACACCCGCAACAUGCGCCACACCCACCACAUGCGCAGCACUCGCCGCACCCGCAGCAUCCGCAGCAUACGCCACCUAUUGAGAUGUCGGGCGGCGCGCAGCCGGCGGUCGGUAGCCUAAUGAGCUCGCAGCUCGCGCGCCAGCUGGUGGCGCCGCUGCCCAACAGCGCGCGGCCCUACUACGGUGGUGGUAAAGGUGCGAACGCCGGCGCGCCCAGUGGGGCGGGGCCCGUGAGCGGAGCGGCGGGCGCGGUCGCUGGGGGCGCGGGGCCAGCGGGUGCUCCGCGCAGGCACCCGGACUUCGCGAAAGGCGAGCCGUUCCCCGCGGGCGGAGCGCGCUUCCCCGGCCCCGGCCCAUGGGGCGGCGGCUUCGCGCGCUCGCCCGCGCCACAGCCCGCCUGGCGCGCGCCGCUGCCAGCCUCACCCGCGCAGCCGCCUGCAUGGCCGCCGCACCAGCCCUACCAGCCGCAGGUAUGA
Molecule: messenger RNA, 2408 nt
Organism: Papilio xuthus (Asian swallowtail)
Lineage: Eukaryota; Metazoa; Arthropoda; Insecta; Lepidoptera; Papilionidae
Product: trithorax group protein osa-like
Exons: 16
Coding region: 387-2408 (673 amino acids)
Biological process (GO): chromatin remodeling; positive regulation of DNA-templated transcription; regulation of transcription by RNA polymerase II
Cellular component (GO): nucleoplasm; SWI/SNF complex; brahma complex
Molecular function (GO): DNA binding; nucleosome binding
Source: RefSeq, a predicted model, not a curated record